Molecule: messenger RNA, 1004 nt
Organism: Planococcus citri (citrus mealybug)
Lineage: Eukaryota; Metazoa; Arthropoda; Insecta; Hemiptera; Pseudococcidae
Gene: Pgls
Product: 6-phosphogluconolactonase
Exons: 5
Coding region: 122-913 (263 amino acids)
Biological process (GO): pentose-phosphate shunt; carbohydrate metabolic process
Molecular function (GO): 6-phosphogluconolactonase activity
Source: RefSeq, a predicted model, not a curated record
GAUAAACUUGAUAAGAGAGAAACAAACGAAAAAACUGAAAACUUGGUGUAAUAAUUCCGGAAACAUUUCUUAAAAAUUAUUCAUGACUUUCAAAAAUCAUUGAAAUUAGUUAGUUUAUUUUAUGAUAAUCACCAACACCGGCGUUAAUGCUCUCUUGUAUUUCUUUAUAAUCGUAAAACAAUAUAUCCUCACUGCCGGGAUGAGUUCGAGGAAAGUAGAAGUAUACGAAAACGAAGACGAAGUAGUCUCGAAAUUAUGUGAAAAACUUCAAAACGCCGCUGACCAAGCACUCGUUGGAGAUGGUAUCUUUAAAAUUGGAUUAUCAGGAGGAUCUUUAGUCAAACAGUUAUCCAAAGGAUUACCGACACUUAACACUGAUUGGUCCAAAUGGAGAUUUUUCUUCUGCGACGAACGCGUUGUACCUUUCGAUAAUGCUGAUUCCACUUACGGUGCUUAUAAGAAAGCUUUCUCCGGUGUCAUUGAUAUCAGUGACGACCAGUUUAUCAAAGUGAAUCCAGAUCUUGAGACCGAAGACGCAGCCAAAGAUUACAUUAAGAAACUAAGCGUUUAUUUCCCACCCAACGACAUUCCACGUUUCGACGUCUUACUCCUCGGUAUGGGUCCAGAUGGUCACACUUGCUCGCUCUUUCCGGGUCAUCCCUUACUCGACGAAACCUCCGUCUGGGUUUCUCCUAUAGAAAACUCACCCAAACCACCGCCUUGCCGAAUCACCUUGACUUUUCCUGUGAUAAAUCAAUCUCAACUCGACAUUUUCGUCGCCGUAGGAGAAAACAAAGCUGGCGUUGUUAAGGAAAUACUAAAAGAUAACAAACCCCUGCCUGCCGGUCGAGUUAACCCUACCAACGGUGAAGUCAUCUGGCUGCUUGAUAAAUCAGCCGCUUCUCAACUUUAAUACUUAUCUGAAAUUUAUACGUGCAAUAUUUAUUAUUUUAUACCUUGGUCGUAUUCGAUACGAAUAAUACAAUAUACGUGAUAUUGAGAAA